UGCUCAGUGUGUAGAUUUUGUGGGUCAUGGGGGAAGGAGGUAAAUAAAGAGACACGCGUAAAUAAACAAGGCUUUACCAAACGUUAACUAAACCUUUACUUUUUAUUUGCUGGAGAGUCAAGCGACUCUAAUGCGCAUGAAUCUAGUCUUAGCAACCGGAGCUUCAAAUCUGACAGUACUGUAAAAGAAGAAAGCGGAGGAGAGACACCAGCAGGAGGUGCUCUUUGGUGGCCCAAUCCGGACCGAGUGCUGCCCACUGUUGCCAUGGCGAUGCGGGAGCUUGUGGAUGCGGAAUGUGGGGGAGCCAAUCCCCUCAUGAAGCUGACCAGUCACAUGACCCAGGAGGGAGGGGCUUGGAGACACCGGUCUACGCCCACGAUUCCUCCAACAUCAAUCGAAAUUGCAACUGAAGAGGAGUUGGUGAAUGAGUUUCUGCAGUCCCCUGCCCGCCCCCCCCACAGCUUUGACAUGGGUCAGCUACUGGAGGAAAUGCAGCAGAUCGACCAGCAGAACUACAGACCGGCUCCACAGAGAGCUCCGGGCGUCGCUGCGUUGGCGCUGUCUGGCGAUUGGGCGUCCGAGUUCCUGUCAGGAGCAGACUCCGCCUCUUCGUCGGGGCAGGCGGGCCUCGGUGACACGGCCGAUGCUGAUUGGACCAAAGAGUUCAUCACCGAUGCCACGGAUCCAGGGCGCUGGGCAGAGGAGUAUCUGGAGCAGUCGGAGGAGAAGCUGUGGCUGGGAGACCUCGGAGAGAAGGAGCAUGAGUGGACAAAGGAGUACCAACCAGGAGACGAGCUGAAGCAAACAGCCAAUGAGCUUGUCUCAAAGGUUGACGACCCCAAGUUACAGAACACAGAGUUCCUGCGGUUCAUUAGGCAAAUUGGCGAGGGCAGUGUCACAGUGGAGGACAGAGCAGGCAAACAGGACACAGAUAGAGCACAGACCCAGGAGGCUCAGAACUGGGCCUCCAACCUCAACCAGUUCCUGGUCAAGACGGGGGGAGGGAGUCUACCUCUGGAAUCCCACGAGUUCAAUAAGAAGAUUGACAAAGCUAAGGCCAAACAGGCCCGGCAGUGGGCGACUGUCGCCAGGCAGGUGUCCGUUGAGUCAGCUGAAUCCUGGGUAGAUGAGUUUGCUGCGUCUGGCCCAGACUUUCAGCAGGCCAAAGCUGCAGUGGAGAGUGACGUAGACUUCUGGGAGAAGCUGCAGCAGGAAUGGGAAGAAAUGGCCAAACGAGAUGCUGAGAGUCACCCCUGGCUGUCAGACUUUGACCAGCUCCUCACCACCUCCUACGACAAGGGGUACCAGUUUGAGGAGGACAACCCCUAUCUGGCCCACCAGGACCCACUGGCGGAGGGCGUAAGGAGGAUGGAGGCGGGAGACAUCCCUGGAGCUGUGCGUCUCUUUGAGAGCGCCGUGCAGAGAGAACCAGAGAACCAGCUGGCUUGGCAAUACCUUGGCACCUGUCAGGCAGAAAACGAACAAGAAUUUGCAGCUAUUAGCGCCCUACGGAAAUGCAUAGAGCUGAAGAAAGACAACCUCACCGCUCUGAUGGCCCUGGCUGUCAGCUUCACCAACGAAUCACUGCACAGGCAGGCCUGUGAGACCCUUCGUGAUUGGCUCAGGCACAAUCCUAAGUACCAGCCAGUCCUGGGGCAGAGCGAACAGGAGCGUGAGCAGGACGGGGCCAGGGAACGAGACAAGGAGAGGGAGAGAUUUGGGUCGCUGUUGCCAGAGUCCCUGUUUACAGAGGUGCAGUCUAUGUUCCUGAGCGCGGCCAACUCGGACCCUGCCCGUGUGGACCCUCAGCUGCAGUGCGGUCUGGGAGUCAUCUUCAACCUGAGCGGGGAGUACGACAAGGCCGUGGACUGCUUCACUGCUGCCCUCUCCGUCACGCCACAGGACUAUCUGCUGUGGAACAAACUGGGAGCCACUCUGGCCAAUGGGAGCCGCUCGGAAGAGGCUGUCGCCGCCUACAGGAGAGCUCUGGAACUUCAGCCAGGAUUUAUUCGUAGUCGAUACAAUCUGGGAAUCAGCUGUGUCAACCUUGGAGCACACAGGGAGGCAGUGGAGCACUUCCUGGAGGCCUUGUCUCUCCAGCGGCAGGCCUCUGGCGAGGGGGCCGGAGCCUCCAAGGGGCCCGGAGGAGUGGCGGCCACCAUGAUGUCUGACAACAUCUGGUCCACGCUGCGCAUGGCGCUGAGCAUGAUGGGAGAGAGCUCGCUGUACACGGCUGCCGACCGCCGCGACCUGGACACCCUGCUGACGCACUUCUGCCAGAGAGACGUGGAGGGGGGGGGCGAAUGAGGGAGGGGGGCCGAG
This is a messenger RNA of Hypomesus transpacificus, 2322 nucleotides long. RefSeq names its product peroxisomal biogenesis factor 5 (gene pex5). Gene Ontology annotation, biological process: protein import into peroxisome matrix, docking. Gene Ontology annotation, cellular component: cytosol; peroxisomal membrane. Gene Ontology annotation, molecular function: protein binding. NCBI's taxonomy places the organism in Eukaryota, Metazoa, Chordata, Actinopteri, Osmeriformes, Osmeridae. The record is from RefSeq and is a predicted model, not a curated record. Bases 265 to 2307 code for a protein of 680 amino acids. The transcript is spliced from 17 exons.